Alosa alosa (allis shad) is the source of this 5247-nucleotide messenger RNA. RefSeq names its product opsin 4a (melanopsin) (gene opn4a). The record is from RefSeq and is a predicted model, not a curated record. Gene Ontology annotation, cellular component: membrane. Gene Ontology annotation, molecular function: G protein-coupled receptor activity. The coding region runs from base 16 to 1761 and encodes 581 amino acids. NCBI's taxonomy places the organism in Eukaryota, Metazoa, Chordata, Actinopteri, Clupeiformes, Clupeidae. The transcript is spliced from 11 exons. Gene Ontology annotation, biological process: G protein-coupled receptor signaling pathway; visual perception.
GUUGCUGGAGUCAGGAUGAGCGGCGACUUGCACUCCGUAAGGAAAAUCAUUCCUUGUCCAUCUCAUGAUACUAACUGCACCCAAAUCUCUGAGACGGUGUCUGCGUGGAACGACUCCGGGGUCAGCGCGUACCGGCUGGUUGACCUGAAUCCUGUGGCUACUUCGGUUGCCAUGGUAGAGGAGGCUCCUCAUCCCUUCCCCACAGUGGACGUGCCAGACCAUGCCCACUACACCAUUGGAGCCGUCAUCGGAGCCGUGGGCAUCACAGGCCUCGUGGGGAACUUUCUGGUCAUCUAUGCCUUUAGCAGGAGCAGGACACUUAGGACACCAGCAAACAUGUUCAUUAUAAACCUGGCCAUCACAGACUUCCUCAUGUGCCUCACCCAGACACCCAUCUUCUUCACCACCAGCAUGCACAAGAGAUGGAUAUUUGGGGAGAAAGGUUGUGAAAUGUAUGCGUUCUGCGGUGCUCUGUUUGGCAUAUGCUCCAUGAUCACGCUUAUGGUCAUCGCGGUGGACCGCUACUUUGUGAUCACGCGGCCGCUGGCCUCCAUCGGGGUCCUGUCCUGCAAGCGGGCCCUGCUGGUCCUGCUGGCCGCCUGGGUGUACUCGCUGGGCUGGAGCCUGCCCCCAUUCUUUGGAUGGAGUGCGUACGUUCCCGAGGGCCUCUUGACCUCGUGCACCUGGGACUACAUGACCUUCACCCCCUCGGUGCGGGCAUACACCAUGCUGCUGUUCUGCUUUGUCUUCUUCAUCCCCCUCAUCGUCAUCAUCUACUGCUACGUUUUCAUCUUCCGAGCCAUCCGCAACACCAACAAUGCUGUAAGCAAAAUCAGUGGGAACAACAACAGGGACUCCAUAAAGAGAUUCAACCGGCUGAGGAAUGAGUGGAAGAUGGCCAAGAUUGCCCUCAUUGCCAUCCUGCUGUACGUCAUCUCCUGGUCUCCCUACUCAGCCGUUGCCCUCACUGCCUUUGCUGGGUAUGCUGAUAUGCUGACUCCUUAUAUGAACUCUGUGCCUGCUGUGAUUGCCAAGGCUUCUGCCAUCCACAACCCUAUAAUCUAUGCGAUUACACACCCAAAGUACAGGUCUGCCCUGGCGAAGUACAUCCCGUGCCUGGGCACGCUUCUGUGUGUGCCGCCGCGUGAGUUGCGCUCCAUCCAGAGCAGCUUCGCCUCCACCCGCCGCUCCACCGUCACCAGCCAGUCGUCCGACAUCAGUGCGCACUUCCGCCGGCCCAGCUCUGGAAAGCCCCGUCUGUCCUCCGCUUCCGACAGCGAAUCGGGCUGGACAGACACAGAGGCUGACCUCUCAAGCAUGGGCUCGCGGCCUGUCAGCCGGCAGGUGUCCUGUGAUAUCAGUAAGGACACGGCGGAGCUCCCUGACUUCAAGCCCGGCAGCUCCUCCAGCUUCAAGUCCAAGCUCAAGAACCACGACUCGGGCAUCUUUGAGAAGACCUCCUCUGACAUGGAUGACGUCUCUGUUGCUGGAGCGGGUCACCCUGACCGGUCCUUGCCUCCAGGGGGUGGAGAAUCGACAGAUGGUGUGGUUUCCAGAGGAGGGAUUGGCCGGAUCCCUAGCAUCGUCAUCACCUCAGAGUCCAAUCCUUUCCUGUCCUCCCUGAGGUUCAAUUACCGUAGCAAUGGAUCCCGUCUGGCCAAUGGCAGCGUGGCAAAAGGGUCUGCCACCUCUGACCUGGCAGGAAGUGCGCCGAAGGCAUCUGCCCUUCCCUCUGCUUCUGACUCCACUCCUCUGUGCUGAAUCACCCGCUGGUCUGUUUCGUUUGUUUUGUUCGGUUUGUUUCAGUUCGCUUAUUUCUCAGUUUUGUUCUUCUGAAUAAGAUCCUUCUGAAGCGUAGCUCCAAGAUGAGUCUGGCUGCUUCUGUCCCUUCUGAUAAUGUCCUCUUCACCUUUCCCUCAGCCACUGCACACAUUUAAAAAUAACUCCAUGGCCACCAAGUCUCUGAGGUUAUCACAAAAACUGCCCACAUUAUGAAUUUAUAAGCUCCCAUGACAUUUAUUGCUGCAAAAUGCAAUCUGCUGCCAAUGUGCUUCUGUUGAUAGUGACAUCAUGCAUCCAGUCAGGUGGUUGGUUGAUAUUUAAACAACCUGCAGCCUACAUCUUGGACAGCCAAGAGGAACAUUGCAGGAAUGUGUAAUUGAAUGUCUGACUUACAUCAGUGAUUGCCGAAGUCAGACAGUUAUCCCAGAGGAAGUCAUUAAAAGUUGUAGUAUUACAGUAAGAUUUCUUAGUCAACAUCAUGCUUCUACACUCACAAUUAUGCAACUUUGAAGAAAAGGUGAACAAUUGUAUUAAUCUUACUUUGCAUUCUAUGCAGGGCUUGAUGACUUUUAACAAAAUUGAAUACAAUGCAUGAAAUAGAGAAGCUGUACGAAAAGAAUAGGCUUGCAUCCUAAUGCCGUCUUUUCAAUCUUGCUUAUAGAAUUACAUUAUUGGCAUACAUUUUUUAUUAUUAUCAUCAUCAUCAUCAUUAUUAUUGUGGAAAUGACCAAGAUGAUAAAUAUAGUAAAAUAAGAAAACACCAAACCAUGUACUAAACACUAGGGGGAGCUACCAAGUUUUCAACAGUGUUUCUCCCUAAACUGGCCCCAUCAAUGCAUACUAACCUAUUGGCCCAAUGACAUCAACUGGCUUGGCUGGUGAUUGCCUACUGUAGACACCUGUUUUGAGGGUGGCCAGUCUUGUAUGUGAGUGUGCUGGUGGGGGGUCUGAAACUCAACCCUAGUGUGUGGGACAGACUUUUUCCUCGACUCAGUCACUGGAGCUCAAUAUGUGACUGAAUCAUUAACGCGGUAUAUCGUCACUAUAGCAUGGUCUCGUACAUUGAUCAAUUCCCUAUGUCUCCUCGGUGGAGGAAUGUAGUGGCUGGCCUUCUCUUUAGUCUAUGUAUAUCCUUCUGCCUUUCCAUCAGUUUGCUGCCCAGCAUUGCUGCUAAUCAAUCGUAUUAGCACAGGCUGACAGUUGCACUCUUACUCGGUUGUUUUGAAAUCUACCCUGUGUGCUGUUGACAUUUCCUUUUUGUUUCAUUUUAAUCAAGGAAGGUCAGGUGUAGGUGUAUUGUAGAUAUUGAUUUUUAAUACAUUAAAUUGAAUUAGUUCCCUUGUUUGUUUUCUCGUGGAUUGUACAAAUAUGAUCUGGAGUCUAAAUCAGUGGAACAAGUUAGUUAAUGUAAAUCCAACAUAAAUGAAGCGCUUGGACAUGGCAAGGUAUUUAGUAUGUAGCAUUAUAAGAACAAACACUAAGCAGACAAUGAUAUACUCUCAGGAAAACAAUUCAUGGGUUUCAUCAGGUCCCUUUCCACAGGUGUAUUAAUCAAGCACCAUACAGUCUGCAUUGAUAAUUAAGGUGCUUGAUUUUAUACACCUGUGGAAAGGGACCUGAUGAAACCCAUGAAUACGGCCCACUGUCCACAAUAUCUCUCCCCUUUAGAGUGAUUGAGCCUGAUUAUGUAUUGUGGGUAGAAUGUAAGUGAAGUGUUUGUAACAAGAUGGAACCACUUCCAACAGUGAUUUUUACUUCAGGAUCUGCGGGCAAUAUCUCAGUCUCCUGAGUGCAAAUUCAUUACCUACGUCUCUCUCCAUAAGAGUCAUCAUCAGCAGGGGGCAGCACCUUUAGAUAAUCAUUAUUCUUAUCAGGCAUUUCUUUUCUUAACAUGACCUGAGACGAGACGAGAGCCACCUUGUCAAAGAAAGUCUUUAAAAUUUCACACUAGUGGGAGACACAAAGGUCAUAUGUCCAAAGGUGGACCAGAACUUUACUUUACUGAUUAAACUUUCUGCAUAAUUGCAUUUUUGAUUUCAGGUUCUUCUUGAUUAUGCUAAGCAAUGCUGUUUUUACCUCAAUUAUGUGGAAGUGAUUCACUUGUUCGCAAUUCAAAUGUCAUCAUCAGAGCUAUACAGGGAACUGGGAAAAAGUCAAGAAAAGUGUUCUAUAGGCUACCAAAAAUAUGUGUAGAGCAGGUUUGUGUCCAUCUAUCAUGAAAUGCUUUGGUGGUGUGUUGCUGCAGCCAUGGUCAGAUGUUUGAGUUCCUUGCUUCAUCCUGGUCAAAAUGUGUUGGAUUGGCCAAUGUGAGUGUCCUGCUGUGAAGCGCUAUGAAAAGGUAUGCCACAGUGGGUGGCAGCAUUGUCACCCCAGGGGGUGUUAGUGCUGCCAACAUGGUUAUUGUCAACAUUGUGAUGGCUUAGGGCUAUGAAAAGGCAAGGCUGGUGGGAGGGUGAUUGGAGGAGUAACUGAGGUGUACUUUUGACCGCUACCACGUUGUAGGCUACUUCUCUAUUUUGUUGUGAGUUCCCAGCCAUUGUUUUUCUGACCUAUCUGAAUGUGUUAGUCUUUUUGAGGCUUUAACUAAUUGUAAUGUGGACAAAUUAGCAUAACCUAUAUUUUCAUUAUAUACAUGAUGUGUAUUUUGAUAUAUUGUCUUAAUGUUGAAAGUCUUAAGUAAAAAUGCUAAAUAUGUUUUGAAUUUUUUGAAAACAUUCAAGUUCACACUUAUUAUUGCAUUAACUGAGGUAAGCUAGUGGAUGGCUGUGCCGUCCAAACUUCACCGAACCAGCAAUGAAAAACAUGUCAGUGCGGUCAGCCGUGGCUUCUAACCCCCUUGGUAUUGUGCCCAACUCCCACACUCAAAGUCACACUUUCAAGCCCGGUGGGGGGGCCGUUAGAUGCACUCCUGGUAGAGGGAGUGAUUCCUAGAAGUAGCUAGAUGGCUCGGCAGCUCACUGGUCAUUGAGCCUGACCGACCCUCAACAAUCCUCCCAUUGCCCAUGACCUUUUGACCUUUUGUAUGAUUAAAGCAAUGUCUUUAUUUAUUGGCUCACAUUUAUUUUUUAUUUUGUUCUGUUGUACCUGUGGUGAAGUGUAUUCUAUCUGUAUCUGAGAGUAGUGUACAUGCCGUGGUUUAAUGAAGUAUAACAUGAUGUUGAAUGUAAAUAGUAAAAAACUUCCUUGUGCUUUGAUAAGAAAAAGAAGGGGAAGACUGUUUCCUCAUUGUCCUUGGGACUCCGUCACAAUAUUCUCAUAGCUGCUUUUUUUACGCCUGAUUUUACUUUUUUUAGAACAAAUGUAGCCUUGUGAUGGAGGUACUUUCCCUCACAUACACCACUAAGCCACUGCAGUGGCAUGGCAUCUGCAUGGGCCUGAGCAGACCUCCUGUCGAGUCCACAAAACCUGCAGUAUGUUCAGCUCUGGCUCCUGUUUUAGCCUGUUUUUUUUGUAAUGAGGAGAAUG